GUGAGGGGAGUUGAAUGAUUGAACUUUCUUGUGUAGUUUCUGCGGCGCGGAGGUGUCCGUCCCCGGCGCAGCCCGGCACCAGCCCAGCAAGCGGCAGCCAACUCACCCCAGCGCCCGCAGCCCCCCGCGCCCCCCGGCCGCCCCUCUGCCCUCCUCUCCCGCGGAGCGAUGGUGCGGAGGGCGCCCGGCGUGUCCCUCGCCCUGCUCCUCUGGGUGACGGCCGCCUGCGGCAGCCCCGACGGGCCGGGGGCCGCCGCCGCCGCCCGAAGGCAGGACGAGGCUUUCGCCGCCGCCAGAUGCACCUCCAGGUGCCUGAGCCUCCAGAUCACCCGCAUCUCCGCCUUCUUCAAGCAUUUCCAGAACAAUGGGUCACUUGCUUGGUGCCAGAAUCAUAAACAGUGUUCAAAGUGCCUGGAGCCCUGCAAAGAGUCCUGGGACCUGAAGAAAAACCAUUGCCAAAGCUUCUGUGAGCCUCUUUUCCCCAAGAAGAAUUAUGAAUGCCUAACUAGCUGUGAAUUCCUUAAGUACAUCCUGUCUGUGAAGCAAGGGGACUGCCCUGCACCUGAGAAGGCCAGUGGUUUUGCAGCUGCCUGUGUUGAAAGCUGUGAAGCUGAUAUUGAAUGUUCUGGAGUGAAGAAGUGCUGUUCCAAUGGAUGUGGUCACACGUGCCAAAUUCCAAAAAAUCUCUAUAAAGGUGUUCCACUGAAACCCCGGAAAGAAUUAAAAUUCAUAGAACAUCAGUCUGGAGACCUGGAGGUGAAGUGGUCUUCAAAGUUCAAUAUUUCCAUUGAGCCUGUUAUCUAUGUUGUUCAGAGGAGGUGGAAUCAAGGGAUCCAUCCAAGUGAGGAUGAUGCUACGAACUGGCAAACUGUGGCACAGACCACGGAGGAGCGCGUUCGGCUGCCGGACACCCGCGCCAGCCGCUGGUACCAGUUCCGCGUGGCCGCUGUGAACGUGCACGGCACCAGGGGCUUCACUGCGCCCAGCAAGCACUUCCGCUCCUCCCGAGAUCCAUCUGCUCCACCAGCUCCAUCUAAUAUCAGGAUUGCCAAUAUCAGUGCAAACAAUGAUGGGAGUGUAAAUGCAAUGAUUACUUGGGAUCUUCCAGAAGAGCCUGAUAUCCCAGUGCACCACUACAAAGUCUUCUGGAGCUGGACGUACAGCAAAUAUGUAAUUCCAGCAAAAAAAAAGAGAAGGAAGAUCACUGAUGGGGCCCAAAAUUAUGUGGUCCUGGAGGGGCUCCAACCCAACAGCAACUACAAUGUGGAGCUGCAGGCAGUGACACGUUGGGGUCAGAUACGCCUAAAAAGUGCAAAGGUUUCCCUCCAUUUUAGCACGACUCAGGACAUCAGGAAUAAUAAGGAACGGACACCAGCUGGGAAACCACAGAAAGGACUGGUAGAUCCUUACCCAGCCUUUCAAAGAAGGAAAACCACUCGUUUUCUUAAAAUUGGAACUCCCUUCUAUCAGGACAAUCAACUUCAGGUCAAAGUUUACUGGAAGAAGACAGAUAUCAGCAUGAAUCAAUUCCAGGUCCACUGGUUACUGGAGUCCUGUGCACACAAUGACACCAAAGGACUUAGGAAAGUAACAGAGCUGACUUAUGAAAACUACAUUAUUCUGAAGGAUCUGUCAUUUUCAUGCAAAUACAAAGUAACUGUUCUGCCUGCAAAAUCUAAAGGUCGUUUUAAGGCUGAGAGUACUUUCUUUGUUACCCCACCUUGCUCUGCGUUUAAAGAAAAAAAACACAAGCACAUUAAUUGUCCUGCUGAAGGAGUGCCAGUUCUACCCAAAGUGUUGGCCAAACCCGAGAAUCUGUCUGCAUCUUUCAUUGUUCAGGAAGGUAACAUCACUGGCCAUUUUUCCUGGAAGAUAUCUAAGGCAGACCUUCACCAGCCCAUGACAGGGUUUCAGGUCACUUGGGCAGAAGUGACCACAGAGAGCCGGCAGAACAGUUUGCCCAACAGCAUCAUUUCCCAGUCACAGAUACUGCCAGCAGAUCACUACAUCCUCACCGUGCCCAACCUGAGGCCCUCCAUGCUGUACCGCUUGGAAGUUCAGGUGCUGACGACUGGAGGGGAAGGGCCAGCCACAAUCAAGUCCUUCCGCACGCCCGACCUUCCUCCGUUUGCACCCCACAGACCUCAUCUGAAGCAGCAUCAUCCACAUCACUACAAGCCAUCCCCAGACAAAUAUUAGACUGUUUCAGAUGAUUAUACAAAUAACUGAGAGAAAAAAACUGAGCUCCCAAAUGAGGGCUGGGUAACAGCACAUCGCUUGGAGCAGUGAACCCAGUUUUCCAAUGGAAGCUAACAUCCUGUAGGAUCUGUAUCUACUUCUCUGUAGUUUAGACAUGAAGAAUUAUGUUUGCACCAUGACCAGGAUGAAUCAUACACCAAGUAUCAUUUCAGUACCAGCACUAUUCAACAAACUGAUGACCACAUCCAGCUCAACACCUGGGAGAAAAUAUUCAUUAUACUGUUCAUUAUAAUGUUUUUAUAUUCUGUGUUUAAAGUAGGUUAAAUGGUGCAGUGUAUACAGGUUUUUCUCUUAUUGAAUUCAAUGUUACUAUUUGCAAGGUCCUGUGAUGUAUACAUAGUUUUGAAAAAUUGUCUCAUUAAUGGAUUUAAAUUAUCUGUUUUACUUAAAGCCCUGCCUGUCACCAAUUUAAGGUCUGGUGUAUUUUGCUAUUAAAGAAUAUCUCAAUUUGAAAUUAAUUAUCAUCAAUUAAUUAUAAUUAAUUAUUGAAAUUAAUUAUCUCAAUUAUCUCAGUCUGAAAUAAGCAAAUAAGUAAAAUGAAUACCAGUAGCAAAAACCUUGAAAUACCCAGUUUUUAAUAAUUGUAGUGUCACCAUGGAGGAUACAUAUGUAUUACCCAUCUGAUCUAAAGUGGUAAUGUUCUAUCAUGUAGAUCUUCUAUUAAUACAGUUAAUAGUUAAAAGAUAUACAGGGUAGAAACACCAUUGUAGAGAAACAAAUGACUAUUAAUAGAAUUGUUUAAAACUUAUGGCAAUGAAUGCAGUUGAUUAAUAGGUUCUAGAAGAAUAACUUUAAGCUUCUUUACUUACAAUUUUUUGAUACAUAAUAUUUCAGGGUAUAAUAUUAUCUUGAAUACAAGCACCAAUUUUCUAGUUAAAAAUCUGAAUAGUUAACAUUAAAGUUUUAGAAACUGAAAUUCUGAGGCACAUUUGUUAUUAUAGUAGCUGUGUAGCUACUUUUUGGCUUUGAAUUUUGAUGCACAUAUUUCUUUUCCCUGUGGAUCUUUAGAACAGAAGGAUGGAUGUAUUGGCUCUAUUUUGCUGUUCUGCUUACAGAAAGAAUUAUGUGACAAUAUUCUGGCAUCUGGAAAACAUUGGCUUAUAGUUUAUUUGAAUUCAUUUUUCAAAUUUAGACAGAAGGGUGCCCUUUUCAACCAUAAGGGAAUUCAUAUUGCCUUAUUGUGCAAUAUAAACUGUCUAGAAUAAUUUGUCACACAGAGACACAUGUCUCAAUAGUAAACAGAAACUGCUUGGAUUUAUUAUUGCGAGGGUGGAAAGUAUCUGCCAAUAAACAUCCGUACAAAUGCCCAUAAUCAGCUCUUAAUGUUCAAGAUGUUCAAAGUGCUCCUGAAUUCUUUGGCACUAUUUCCAUUGCCGCUUGAAUCAUCACACCAGACUAAUGUACCUCAAAACUUGACUCCAACUGGACAAAGUGGCCACUUUUACUACCAGCAGAUGAUACAGACUCAUCUGUGCUUCAUAUUUUUCUGAGAUAUUCAAUAAGAGGAGCUUGGACAUUAGUGGUACAUGUAUUUGCCUUGUCUUGAUGACAAACUGUUUUGUGAAAAAGCAAGUAUGAAGAAAGACCUAUCUGAAACUGAGGAUCAGAUCUGUGUUUAUCAUAGAAUGUUCAUGAAAUAUUCAGUUUGCCUAUACUGAAGUUUACAGCUUUUAUACCACAGAGGGGAAGGAAUCUGCAUUAAUUUCUGAUCACUUGCUCAUUACAAUUUUUUUACAAAUUUACCUUCAGUUUUAAAGGGCUCUUUUGCAUUCUUUUCUAUUUUGGUUGCUGUGUUUUUAGAUAUUGGUCACUCUUGGUCUCUCACUUAGUGACCAAGGAUUUUCCCAGACUUUUUCUAUUGCUACAUGGUUUGCAAAGGCCUUUACCAAUAGGUUAAAAUAUAUUAAAGGUUAUGGUGCUUUGAAUUCCUUCCUCUAUUUUCCAAUAUGCAUUAGCAAAUUAGCAGAUGAGUUCUUAUCCCAAAAAUCUGUAGUAUAAAGGUUUAUUUUCAGUUUUCUUAGAAUGCGAGAGUCUGAGAUAUUUUUGUCAGGAUGAGAGUGUUUCAGUGUACAUUUUUACAAAGAAAACAAAAUUUGCAUUGGACUGGUGUGCAGCACUGCUUUCACAUUUGGAUUGCACAGGGCAUAAAUGAGUCUAAAAGUGAUCUUUGUAGUGUUUGCUGGAUCAGCAGGAUCAGGGAAAGUAAUUACCUCAGUCUUCUCUGAAGAAUUCUGUGCAAACCUUUCAAUCACAGUCUGUUCUACUUGUGCUGCAUCAAAUUGACACUGACUUGAUUAGUGUUAAUGAAAUUACAUUUCAUUCAUAGUGGCACUGUAAGGAAUAGAUGUUGCUCUUUGGUACAAUGAUGCCAAUUCACUGGAGAUAAGCAGUAAAUUAGGAGCCCUGAGUCCUCAUGAAAUCAUCCUUCUGUGAAGAAUCAAAAUGGUUUCUGUUUGCUGGUGCCAUUCUCUCUGAGACAUUCUUCUGUUCAAAGUAACAGUACUUUUAAGAACACUGAGAGGUUUCCCCUUCUGAACUAGAUUGAUCAAAACCAAAAGCUGAAAGUAGAAGUCUAGUGAUCAAAUGUAUUAUAUUGAGUCCACUAAGAUGUAAAUUAUUUUUUUCCUUCUACAAAUGAUCUUAUCAACUCACCUUUUAAGUCACCCUCCAAAUCAAAAAUGAAAAAUUCAACAAAGUCAACAAAGCUCAUGGAUAGAUGUUAAAUUUCCAGCUGUGAGUGAUUUUCUGAUUAUUUUUUUAAAUUAGCACUACAGAUUUGAAGUUUUUAGUGCCUAAUUCUAAAGCUUUGUUUGCUGAAUCACGCAGGGUAUUGUCCUAAUUUACUAGACUAAGCCACGUUAAACAUUUAAUUCAGCAAUAGAGUUGCAAUUUGCUACCUAAUUCCCUAGUUAAAGAUUUAUUUUCUCUAAUGAUGUUGUGUAAUUCAGAGUUAAUAUUGGGAGGAUAUUAGAGAUACUGGGAUGUUUUAAGAUACUCUGCACCUUUACACUAAUGUAUUAUUUACUGUGCACGAUUCUGAUGGAUUUGUCAGUUGAAUUCAGGAUGCAUUUUGUUUAUCUUUAUUUCUUAAAGGAGAAUUAUAAGAUUAUGCUAUUUUUGCUAACUGCUUUGUGAAGUGAUUUUUUUUGUUCACUGGUGAUUUUUGUGUAAGAAAAAAAUGGUUUGUUCUUGUUAUAUCUUUUUUUUUUUUUUGUUGACCAUUUUUGAGUUGUUUAUAGAGCAGGAGAAAAUAAGACAGAACUUGUGCUGUAUCAUCCAUGUGCAUCAACUUGAAUAUUCAUUAAGCAUAUAGCACACAGACAAUAAGUAAGAAGUCUGAUUCUUUAAAUGCAGAACAUCCUCAGCUUAGGGCUUCAGAAGGAGCUGAGGACCUGGUGUGGCAAUGCUGAUACUGACACUGAUAUUUGGCAUGGUCACACACAAAGUAAUUUCUAAUGUGAGUGGGAAUUUGGCAAUUCUGCUAAUUGUUAUUAGCAGAACUGUAUAGAAAACUUAACAGUGAGUCAAUUUAUUUUGCAAUACUUUCAUCUCCAUACUCCCAGUUGCAGUCAGGGAGAGUUUCCAAUAAGCAGGUCCUGAUUCAGGAAGGUUGGCACAAGGGAAAUCAGUGGCAUGGAAAUAAACCUGUGCAGUAAAGAACGAGCUUUAGUGAUGCUUCAAAUCAAGCAUCAAACAUGGAUGUCAGAGUUUGUUUGUUUGAAUAAUGUCUUAAAUCAGGGCCUUGUAAAACAAAGUGGGGGAACCAGACAGUUCUAAAUUCUGUGUAAAACACCAUGAAAAAUUUUAUUUUUGUGUAUAUGUAAAUGUCAUAGUGAUAUUGACUUAUUUAUUAAUUAAUUUUCUUAUACUAUGUGCCAAGUAUGUUCCUACCCUUUUGAUCAGUACCUGUGAACAUCAAUUACUAAAAAUAAUGUUAUGCAAAACUUGUGCAUUUUAACCAGGAAUAUGCUACUAAUAAUCUGUUGCAUGUAGUUUUUCAAUGAUUAAAAAAACCCUUUAUUUAAAAAAAAUGUAAAUGGAUACCUGCAGAUGUUGAUGAUUAUAUGUGGGUUUGCAUGCCAAAACUCAUUGUUCAGUUGUGGGCAUGAAAUGUAACGACUGUAUUACCUCUACUGAUAUAUUAGUAAGGUACUAUUUACAAAGUAAUUAACAGAGCUCUAUAUGUAAAUUUUUUCCGUUUUACUUAAUUAUAUUGUACUAAAGGUAACAAAUGCUUCUCUGUUACCCAAAUUGGCUGUAGAAAUUACAUUCCUAUAACAGUCAUUUAAAGUCAAUAUUUAUUUAUGUAUGUAAUACAAAAAGAUUGGUCUUAUGUGUUUGUCCUGUUAUUUAGAGAAAAAAUAUACACUUGUAAAAACAUUUUGUAAAAAAAUACAAAUGUAAAUAGAGUCUGAUUUCUUUUACUCACUAUUUUCAUGUUUAGAAUUUGUACAUACUGUUUAUGUAAUAAACUAUCCUACAUCAAAAUAUUGCUACAUUAUCUCCUCCAUACAGAGUUUAGAAUUUUGCUUCUCUUGAGUCGAAGAGGUAGAGCCACCUAAGAAAAAUCAGUGUCAUACCAAGUACCUCUGCUUCAUCUAAAUUUCAUUGUGUCUGAAGUCAUGCCAUUUUACCGUGUCUUUACUAGAACAUUUUGUUUUCUUUACAUAGUCUUCAAAAUAAUGUGAAAAUAAAAUUAAAUAUUAUUUGAGUCAUUUACAUUUAAACCAAUAGUAGAAGUAAAAAGUCAUGCAUAAGAGCUUGCUCUUUCUCUAGCCUAACUGGAUAGUUCAUAGUGAAGAUUUGUUGAUCCUUUUGUUUUGCUAACUUAAAUUAAGUUGCUGGAUCUUUGCCAGUGGCUUGAUCCUGCAAGCCAAAAUUUUCAUGACUGAAACUCAUGGUGAGUCUGUGUAUGCACUAGAUUUGGAGUGUUUUCUGUUCUAAAGUGCAGUAUCCUAUGGUUUAAAUUUUGUAUUUUUAACAAAUAUAAAUAUCUGUCUUAGUACAAAACUUUAAUUGUUUCAAAUUUUCAUAGAUGCACUGUUAUUCUCAGGUGCAAUAUCCUUAGUUCAGAGAUGCACCUUUGAGUACCUCUUGACUUACCUAAUAAACAUUUCUUUUUUGUUAACUUGAUCAAAAUCUCCAAAAUUUCCUGGUAUUUCUAUCUCAUUAGAAUAACUGCUUACAUUUCUAGUUUUGAUUUUCUUCUUACAUAAAUGAGUAAUAUUUAGAAACCCCUCCUAUUUUUAAAUUUUUCUGCAAGUGGGAAUUUCUAUAAUAUUUGCUGUUGUGGUUCAGUAAAGCCAAGUAAGAAUGCUAUAUCACCUGAAAAGCUGAAUGGGUAAGUUGUCAAAAUAAAUGGUUGAGCUGUUCUAUACGAUGUAAUUCAGAAUAGCAAUUCAUUUUUUCUUUCCAUGUCCUCAAAGAAAUAUUUUAUUCUACAUUGGAAUAAAGGACACAAUGACUGGAUUAAAUAAAGCAUAUGAAAUAAAGCAAAUUUACUACAUAUAGAACAGUAUCCAUCAUUUUGGGGGUGGUACAACCUGGCUUUUGUGCACCUAAAACCAGAAUACACUCAAAAGAUGCCAUUUCAUAAAAUAAAUUAAUACAAUGAAAGCCUGUUCCAGUACAAAGCCAAUCCCUCAUAUUUCUAUUUUCUGAUUACAGGUGUUGUGUUGUCAUUGUCUGAAUCUAUGCCAGCCUCCUUGAGGAGGGCCUUGGGCCAAAACAGUGGCUGCAGCCCUCGGUGGCAGUGCAGCACCUGGAGGGUAAGGAAGCACCAGGGAGAGCAGUGAGAAUGAAAGCUUUGAAACAGAGCCAGUGUGCAAGCAGUGAAUUGCUACGUCCCCUUUGCAUUGUGCUUAAUUUCCUUCUUGCUCCUGCUCAAGGUGCUGGCAAGAGUGCAGAUGAAUAUUUAAUACACACCUUGCUAUAAGCAUUUACUGAGUGCUGUGAGGCACAGCAACUAAAGAAUUUAUGAAUGCUUUCUGUACCCAGUUCCUUACCUGUGCUGGUGAUUUAUUCAUGUUACUUAAUAAUGAGCUGCAUUCAGCAGGUCUGUUUCUUCUCAAUGGAAAAUCAGCUUUGGAAGCAGUGGGCUGUCAUUUUUCAGGAGAGGUAGGCAAAUAUGCUGCACACAAAUAUCCCUUUAUAUUUGUGUGCAAAUGUAUUUAUACAGCAAAUAGAGCUUGCUUGUCUUUUGCACAAACUGUUCAGCAUUAAUAUGUGUGCAAUAGUUCAAAAUUUUCUGUCUUUCACAAUAACUCGGAGUUGGCUGAUUAGUAAUGAUUAGUCAACAUUUUUGUCACAAUUUUAUAUUUUAUUUAGAAAAUACUGCCUGAUUUAAAUGGCUCAGACUGCACAGUUGUGAGUAGAUGCAGAGUGAUGAGCUGGAAUUUCCAUGCUGUCAUUUUAUGUAAGUGAAAGGUACAGGAGGCACUGGGAACAGAAGAGCAUCAGUGGCACAAAAAGAUUCUGCUCACCUGAUGUAUUAAUUUCUUUGCCAACAUCCAAUUUCUAGUAUUAAUUCCAGUAUUUGUAGUCAUCUGCAAACAUUCAAAUUAAUAUCUUAAAUUUCUUUUCUGAGACGUGCUGCAAUACUUGCUUGAAAUGUAAAUAUUUCAGAUUUUCUGUGAAUGCGCCUCAAGAUCUGCUAGACUAACCAUGAAACAGGAAUUUGCAAAAAAAAAAAAAUCUGGUAAGUGCUAGUUGUCCUCUCAGAACAGUUACUUACAACUGUUAUUUUUGCUUGGUGUUUAUUGAAUCAUACUGUAGACAAAGAAGAUCCAUACACAUUUUUCCCGUGCUUUGAGGGAAAUACCUCUUGUCACAAAGGACAGCAUUUAAUUGGUGAAAGUGCUUCAUGAGUGACUGAGUCACCAGGGGCUUACAGAAGAUUUACACCAGUGAAUGAACCCUGUACUUUUUUAAUUGUCUGAAGAUGGUGUUAAUUUCUCUUGCCUUUUAACCUGAACUUGAAGGGGAUUUUAGUUUUGCUCUGUAGUGGAUCUGUGUGCAUUACUUUUGUUGUGAAGGACUUGCCUCUGUUACUACUCUUAGUCCUACAUGGCACACUGCAAGCAUGUUUCUCUUCACUGCUUAAUGCUGUAAAAAUUUAGGUUUAUGAUACCUUUCCAAUAGAAAAUAAAUCCAUUAAUAUAUAUAAUGUAUUUAUAGCAGAUUUCAGUAAAAGGUUCCUUGUCAGCAAUGUAUUAUUUGUUCUUCAAUAUAAAGAAUAUUUGCAGCUGUGUUCUUCAACAUAAAGAAUAUUUGCAGCUGUAUCUCAUUUAAAUUAUUAUGUACACAAUAUAGUUUUGUUUGUAGAAUAGAAAAUCUAUCUUUCUACACAUCAGCUAUGCUGGCCACAAGAAACUGUGGUGAGCACAUAUACCUAAAUAUUAAAUGAAUUCGUGGAUGUAACUCAUAUUUGCAUUGAUAAAUGCCAUUAAGAAUAAUUUAUGUUCAGGUUAACUAAAUAUGUCACACUGACUAAAAUGGAUCCCAGUUCAUCUGAAAAACUUUGAUAAAAUCCUAAGGUGAUCCCCUAUUUAUUUUGUAGGUGAUUUUAUAACAUUUGUUAGUAACUUUGUAAAACAUGAAAAAAAAAUUCAGAAUUUUAUAUACACUCGUUGGGAAACUAGGAGUUAAACAACAUAAUUGGUGUCUUCAUAGCUCCAGACUUUAUCUAGGAGACUUGUUCUUUUAUCUCAGCUAACCUCAAAAUCUCUAGCAUAUCUCUGUCACAGGUGAUGGGUUGCUCAGAGCCUUGUCCUUUCAUGUUUUGGAAAUAAGAAUGGGGAUUCCACAUCCUCUCAUUAAUUACUUGUGAAACAACAGUAAGGCAAGCAGUGACAUCUUAAAUAUCAAGGAAAUUGUAUUGAAAAAAAAAUGUGGCAUAAACAACAUCAAUUGGGCCUGUCAUUACAAAGAAAUAAAAAAAAAUUCUUUUAAAGAAAAAGCUUAUACAUUCUUCUAUUUUCAGUAUGUUUGUGAUUAAACCCUUUGCACACUGUCCCUGGGAAUACAAAGCUAAAAGAAAAUGAAACCUGCAACUUCUCAACAUAUUUUUAUUUUGUCAUUAGUUAUCUCUCAAAUCUUGAGAAAUGAGAGAUGAGAAACUUGAUCAGCCAUGUUUCUAGAGAAUUUACUGGUUGCUUAAUUUACAAAACUGCGUGAAUUACGAUUCAUGUGAUAUUUGACCACAUCAACAUUCAAUGAGUUUUUCAAUAUUAAACUGACAAUGGCAAUG
This is a messenger RNA of Zonotrichia albicollis (white-throated sparrow), 10507 nucleotides long. It is a transcript of the gene ANOS1, whose product is annotated as anosmin 1. Gene Ontology annotation, biological process: neuron differentiation. Lineage: Eukaryota; Metazoa; Chordata; Aves; Passeriformes; Passerellidae. Gene Ontology annotation, molecular function: peptidase inhibitor activity; protein binding. Gene Ontology annotation, cellular component: cell surface; extracellular region. The record is from RefSeq and is a predicted model, not a curated record.